UAUUGGACACCGUACAUCUCAGCAACUCCAUUCCUCUGAACGGGCCACACGGAGGUGCAUGGCCCCAUCCCCUUGUAUCAUGAUGAAUCCUGCGCAGGGGUCGCCGUCCCAAGACGCCAAACAGCUUCAUCAAAAAGAGGAGACGGACACGGAGGGCGAGGAACUUCAACCUAAAGACAUGACCAAAUCAGAGAAAGGAUACAAACACCCGCGGAGCAGCCUCCCGUUUAGCGUCGAGUCAUUGAUUUCCAAGAAGGCCACCUGUCGGACUUCGUAUCCCCCCUCAGACUUAGCAGUGGUCCUGCCGAAGCCCGUGGCCGGGCAAGGCGCGCAGUUCUCUCCGAGGACUCUUUACGCGGAGAGGAAGGUUUCCGCGGAGAGCUCGCAGGGUGUUUCCAGUAGUUCCUGCGAGGACAGUCCGCAGUUUUGUGAGAAAGAUCAGAGCACUUGGUUCCAGACGUCCUCCUUUUCCACUCCGUCUCGGAGCUCGAGUCCAACUCAGUGCACUUUAAGGAAACACAAAAACAACAGGAAACCUCGCACGCCCUUCACUACCUCCCAGCUGCUGGCGCUGGAGCGCAAGUUUCGCCAGAAGCAGUACCUCUCCAUCGCCGAGAGAGCCGAGUUCUCCAACUCUCUCAACCUGACGGAGACUCAGGUCAAAAUUUGGUUUCAGAACAGGAGGGCCAAAGCCAAGAGACUGCAGGAGGCCGAGCUGGAAAAGUUUAAACUGGCCUCUAAGCCUGUCCUGCCCGCAUUCGCGCUGCCGUUCCCCCUUGGAGCGCACAUGGGGUCUCCUACAUGGGGCCCGUCAAACGCCUUCCCGAGGCCUAGUCUGCCGGUCCCAGGACUGUUCAGUGGACCCGUCACUUAUGGGAUGUACUAUUUGUCUUAGUAUUACUGUGUGUGCAUGUGUGGUUUUACGGUUGCAAUACACUUAAGAAAGAGGAUGGUGCGUUUUCUACAUCUCGGGAAACAUUUUUGUUUUUUUUCAAUUUGGAGUUUAGAGAAAUGUUCUAACCUCCAGAACAGAAAACAACUGAAAAAAAUGGGACACAUUUUGAUAUAUAAUUGUGUGCGUAACUGGGCGAAGUGAGUUGACUUGCUCUCCUCAUUUUAAGACAGCUUCCAGUUUUGUGGAUUGUGGAUUCACAGGCCGAAAUUACUGAGGCAAUAAUCCAAAAGUCAUUGUCGGGUUUUUAAAUAUCUCAUUCCAGUCCAUCCGCCUUGCUGCGCUGUAGUUUCCGUAAAUGGACAUUUAAAGUGUCCAGACAUGAAGGCAAUGCUCUACUGAAGCAGGGGGAAAUGUGUUUUAAAACCAACAGAAAAGUACUUAAAUGGUGUCAGUGCCUUAAGACCAGUGUAUCACUUGAAGUAUUUCUCCUCAUUCAGCAUUGACUGUUUCUGGAUAAACUGCAGAGUUGCUGUUUGGAUGUUUGCCUUACAGCAGUUCCUGUCACGAUUUCUAUAUUUUGUAAAAAUGGAGAAAAUAUAUUUUAGAAAUAAACACGUGUAUUAGAUCUCUCUGUUUUUCUCUCACAACGUGGCCUUUAUGGGAAUGACAAUAGAUUUUUUUCCUAUGAGGUGUUUUGCUGUAAAUGUAAAUAAAAUGUGUAGUGUUCAUGAAGCCCUGCAGCCUGAAGAGCAGCUGGAAAAUCAGUAUUUAUUGAAUAUCUUUGUAUCUGUACUGUGUA
Messenger RNA from Micropterus dolomieu (smallmouth bass), 1694 nucleotides. Its product is annotated as homeobox protein MSH-C-like. Gene Ontology annotation, cellular component: nucleus. Lineage: Eukaryota; Metazoa; Chordata; Actinopteri; Centrarchiformes; Centrarchidae. The record is from RefSeq and is a predicted model, not a curated record. Gene Ontology annotation, biological process: regulation of transcription by RNA polymerase II; embryonic morphogenesis. Bases 59 to 895 code for a protein of 278 amino acids. Gene Ontology annotation, molecular function: DNA-binding transcription factor activity, RNA polymerase II-specific; RNA polymerase II transcription regulatory region sequence-specific DNA binding. The transcript is spliced from 2 exons.